AUGUCGGUUUGAGUGUCGAAGCUCGGGAUGGUGAUAACUCGUCCAUCAUCUUGUUCGUGAAGCUUGCGUCGGAGAAGGAUCUGGUCGACGCAGUCUACAACUCGAGGUUCUAAUGAUCGACACAUGGUUCUUGGUGGGGAGAUGUGCUAAGGACUCUUCAUAGGGUCCAGGACUGGCUAUAUGGUGUCUGCCAUACGGCUCCAGAGCAGGAUGCGCAAGCCAUGCUUGAUUCGACGGUGUUGACACAGGCCGAGCGUUUGCGGAUCGUGUAUAACCUCAUCACAUCUCCAUGCGAUAAGGGCGGGGCUGGUACAACACCCAAUGGAGGUGAUUGGGAGGCGGUGGAUGCUCUCUUACCAUUGCACGAUCAAGAGUUUAAUAAACGAUGGCUGAAGGAAUGGAGUACGAAGUACGUUUUGAGUGUCGAGGAUUUGACGAAGAUACGCGAUCAUUAUGGGGAGAAGAUCGGCUUCUAUUUCGCUUUCCUCCAAUCCUACUUUACAUUUCUCCUUCUGCCGGCUAUCCUGGGUUCCAUCGCAUACUUCGUGUUCCCGUCCUUCUCGAUUGCCUUGGGUUUCAUAACUUGUCUUUGGUCUGUCAUAUUUGUGGAAUAUUGGACGCUUCAAGAAGUCGAUCUCGCGGUCCACUGGAGAGUUCACGGCGUAUCAACCAUUCAACAUGUCAGACCAGAGUUUAAGUCGGAGCGUGAGACUAAAGAUCUCAUUACGGGAGAGACUGUGAAGGUAUUCUCACCAUACAAGAGGUUGGCUAGACAAGCUCUGCAGAUUCCAUUUGCUCUUGUGGCUGGAACGGCUCUCGGAUUUCUCAUAACGCUCUGCUUUGGGAUUGAGAUCUUCAUCUCUGAGGUGUACGAUGGACCAUUCAAGAGUAUUCUGGUCUAUCUACCUACAGGACUACUUGCAACCCUAGAACCCAGCUUGACAGGCAUCCUGGAAAAAGUUGCCAUCAGACUGACAGACUUCGAGAAUUACCCUACCGCAGACUCUCACGAAGCAGCCCUCAUUCAGAAAACGUUUCUUUUCAACCUGAUCACUGGAUACCUGCCUGUCUUUCUCACUGCUUUUGUCUACAUUCCCUACGGACCUCUCAUGGCUCCAUACCUGGACGUUUUGGACUUUCUUGCGCAUAAAUAUGCAAAUGAUCCUCUCCAUCCCGUCAAGCCCUCGAUGUCCUUUCAAGUCGAUGAAUGGCGACUUAGAAAAGAGGUUAUAUACUUUGGCAUUACGGCACAGAUCAUUGACCAAUUCUUCGAAGUCGUUGUUCCGUAUGCGAAACAUAAAUGGGCGAGCUAUAUAAAAUCUCGUCCCAGUUUUUCGACGAAGCACGCUGCGAAAAAGUCUGUGCACACUGUCAACGACUUGCAGGACGAAGCGGUAUUCCUGACGCGAGUGAGAAACGAGAUUGAGCUGGAGGAAUAUGAUGUGAAUACAGACCUUAGAGAGAUGUGUAUGCAGUUCGGAUACCUAACAAACUUCUCCAUCGUCUGGCCACUGACGCCUUUAUGCUUCCUGGUAAACAAUUGGAUCGAGCUGCGCUCCGACGCCGUGAAAAUCUGCUUCGACAUGCGCCGUCCCGUCCCUCACCGCUCCGACACCAUUGGCCCCUGGCUCUCGAACCUCGGCUUCCUCACUGGACUAGGUAGCAUCAAUACCGCAGCCUUGAUCUUCCUCUUCUCAGGCGAAGCGGACUCCGAGUCUGUGAUGUGGAGGAUGAGGAGCUGGGGGUUCUUGGCGACCAUCAUCGCUAGUGAGCAACUCUACUUUGGAGUCAGGGAAUUCGUGAGGUAUGGAAUCAGGCAGUUGGAAAGUAAGGGUCUGUUGCAGGAACGAAGGGCGCAAUUUUUGGCCAGGAGAGAGUUGUUGGAGAAGGCGAUGAAGGUUAGAGGUGCGGAGCCUGCUAGGAAGAGGUCUAAGAAGGGGAAGAAGCGGGAUAGUCAGGUCUUAACGACAAUUGGCUGUCGUGAUGAGAACGUUGGGCUUGAUUCAGCGAAGAAGGAUAGCGGGGUUGAGAAGUGUUUGAAGAUGGGACGAGAUAUCAUGAGGCAAGAGGCUCCGCAGGAGAAGAAGAAACCAUCAUGAAUCCCCUGGCAGGCUCGCUAAAUUCCGAACUUCUCUGUGAGGUACUACAAAUGUCGCUACGCACUGCAAGCUGCACAAAUGACCCCUAUACUUUUUCUUUGUCCUUCUUUCUCUUCCAUGCUGCUCUAUCCACUUUCCCUUAACCGUCUCGCAUCGCCGUUGUCCACGUGGAUUGGGGUACGAAAUGCGCGGAUGG
Mollisia scopiformis is the source of this 2295-nucleotide messenger RNA. Its product is annotated as DUF590-domain-containing protein. Gene Ontology annotation, biological process: chloride transmembrane transport. NCBI's taxonomy places the organism in Eukaryota, Fungi, Ascomycota, Leotiomycetes, Helotiales, Mollisiaceae. Bases 222 to 2099 code for a protein of 625 amino acids. The record is from RefSeq and is a predicted model, not a curated record. The transcript is spliced from 4 exons. Gene Ontology annotation, cellular component: cortical endoplasmic reticulum. Gene Ontology annotation, molecular function: chloride channel activity.